AUUAUCACGGACGGCUACGCGUGCAUGAAAAAUUGCGUGCAGCCGGAACCCCAGUGCCUAGCGAACCAUACGAUGACCAUCGUCUACCAGUAUAUCGCCCUACCUGCUAUCAGCACGAUCACCCACCCGGUCGAAGUUUCCAGGAUCCGAGCAGAGGCUACCGACGGCAUAUCGCUUUUGACCAUAAAGUAUAUUCUAGACAAAAGAAGUAGCCAAAGGUUCAUCGUCAUACAAGAAAAGCAAUAUGGUAAAUAA
Messenger RNA from Soboliphyme baturini, 255 nucleotides. NCBI's taxonomy places the organism in Eukaryota, Metazoa, Nematoda, Enoplea, Dioctophymatida, Soboliphymatidae. The record is from the annotation of a GenBank genome assembly.